Symphalangus syndactylus (siamang) is the source of this 4839-nucleotide messenger RNA. RefSeq names its product calpastatin (gene CAST). The record is from RefSeq and is a predicted model, not a curated record. Gene Ontology annotation, molecular function: calcium-dependent cysteine-type endopeptidase inhibitor activity. Lineage: Eukaryota; Metazoa; Chordata; Mammalia; Primates; Hylobatidae. Gene Ontology annotation, cellular component: cytoplasm.
CAGAAAGAGUAUCUAUUUCUCCGGAUUCUUGGGAGGAGGGUCGAAGAGUAGACCGGCCACGCCCGGUCCCGCUCCUGGUUGCACAACUGCAAGCUAGAUCUGGGCAUCGAAGGAGGAACGCUGCAACCUCCAACCCCUUCUUUCUGACCAACCCGGACCGAGCAGUGCUGGGGCCGGGGAGGGUCACCGGGUGAGGACCGGGGCGGAGGGUGUUAAGUUACAGUGCAGGAGCCCGGGUCCCUCCGCGGGCAGGAAGGGGAGGGCCCAUCGGGGCUAGGGGAACCCCGGCGCAGACGUGGGGUGGGGUCGGAAAAGCUGCCUCACCGGGCGCUCCCAGGCCCUCCGCUCCCGCCCUCCCUCCCUCCCUCCCUCCCUGGCAGGACUCCCUGCCCGGCCUCCCCGCCACUCUCCGAGACGCACUCCCGGAGGCAGCGCCCGCAGCGGCCUCGCCAUGUCCCAGCCCGGCCAGAAGCCCGCCGCCUCCCCGCGGCCUCGGCGCGCAGCCGCCGCCCGCCGCACCCAGGAGCACGUCAGUGAAAAAACCAGUGAAUCGCUUUCCAAACCAGGAGAAAAGAAAGGAUCAGAUGAGAAAAGCGCAGCAAGCCUCGGCAGCAGUCAAUCCUCCAGAACCUAUGCUGGUGGAACAGCCUUGGCCACCAAGGUGUCAGCUUCCUCUGGUGCGACCAGCAAGUCUUCCAGUAUGAAUCCCACAGAAACCAAGGCUGUAAAAACAGAACCUGAGAAGAAGUCACAGUCAACCAAGCUGUCUGUGGUUCAUGAGAAAAAAUCCCAAGAAGGAAAGCCAAAAGAACACACAGAGCCAAAAAGCCUACCCAAGCAGGCAUCAGAUACAGGAAGUAAGGAUGCUCACAAUAAAAAAGCAGUUUCCAGAUCAGCUGAACAGCAGCCAUCAGAGAAAUCAACAGAACCAAAGACUAAACCACAAGACACGAUUUCUGCUGGUGGAGAGAGUGUUGCUGGUGUCACUGCAAUAUCUGACAAGCCGGGUGACAAGAAAAAAGAAAAGAAAUCGUUAACCCCAGCUGUGCCAGUUGAAUCUAAACCGGAUAAACCAUCGGGAAAGUCAGGCAUGGAUGCUGCUUUGGAUGACUUAAUAGAUACUUUAGGAGGACCUGAAGAAACUGAAGAAGAAAAUACAACGUAUACUGGACCAGUAGUUUCAGAUCCAAUGAGUUCCACCUACAUAGAGGAAUUGGGUAAAAGAGAAGUCACAAUUCCUCCAAAAUAUAGGGAACUAUUGGCUAAAAAGGAAGGGAUCACAGGGCCUCCUCCAGACUCUUCGAAACCCAUGGGGCCAAAUGAUGCUAUAGAUGCCUUGUCAUCUGACUUCACCUGUGGGUCGCCUACAGCUGCUGGAAAGAAAACUGAAAAAGAGGAAUCUACAGAAGUUUUAAAAGCUCAGUCAGCAGGGACAGUCAGAAGUGCUGCUCCACCCCAAGAGAAGAAAAGAAAGGUGGAGAAGGAUACAAUGAGCGAUCAAGCACUCGAGGCUCUGUCGGCGUCACUGGGCACCUGGCAAGCAGAACCUGAGCUCGACCUCAGCUCGAUUAAGGAAGUCGAUGAGGCAAAAGCUAAAGAAGAAAAACUAGAGAAGUGUGGUGAGGAUGAUGAAACAAUCCCAUCUGAGUACAGAUUAAAACCAGCCACGGAUAAAGAUGGAAAACCACUAUUGCCAGAGCCUGAAGAAAAACCCAAGCCUCGGAGUGAAUCAGAACUCAUUGAUGAACUUUCAGAAGAUUUUGACCGGUCUGAAUGUAAAGAAAAACCAUCUAAGCCAACUGAAAAGACAGAAGAAUCUAAGGCCGCUGCUCCAGCUCCUGUGGCGGAGGCUGUGUCUCGGACCUCCAUGUGUAGUAUACAGUCAGCACCCCCUGAGCUGGCUACCUUGAAGGGCACAGUGCCAGACGAUGCUGUAGAAGCCUUGGCUGAUAGCCUGGGGAAAAAGGAAGCAGAUCCAGAAGAUGGAAAACCUGUGAUGGAUAAAGUCAAGGAGAAGGCCGAAGAAGAAGACCGUGAAAAGCUUGGUGAAAAAGAAGAAACAAUUCCUCCUGAUUAUAGAUUAGAAGAGGUCAAGGAUAAAGAUGGAAAGCCACUCCUGCCAAAAGAGUCUAAGGAACAGCUUCCACCCAUGAGUGAAGACUUCCUUCUGGAUGCUUUGUCUGAGGACUUCUCUGGUCCACAAAAUGCUUCAUCUCUUAAAUUUGAAGAUGCUAAACUUGCUGCUGCCAUCUCUGAAGUGGUUUCCCAAACCCCAGCUUCAACGACCCAUGCCGGAGCCCCACCCCAUGAUACUUCGAGUGACAAAGACCUCGAUGAUGCCUUGGAUAAACUCUCCGAUAGUCUAGGACAAAGGCAGCCUGACCCAGAUGAGAACAAACCGAUGGAGGAUAAAGUAAAGGAAAAAGCUAAAGCUGAACAUAGAGACAAGCUUGGAGAAAGAGAUGACACUAUCCCACCUGAAUACAGACAUCUCCUGGAUGAUAAUGGACAGGACAAACCAGUGAAGCCACCUACAAAGAAAUCAGAGGAAUCAAAGAAACCUGCAGAUGACCAAGACCCCAUUGAUGCUCUCUCAGGAGAUCUGGACAGCUGUCCCUCCACUACAGAAACCUCACAGAACACAGCAAAGGAUAAGCACAAGAAGACUGUGUCCAGCUCCAAAGCACCUAAGAAUGGAGGUAAAGCAAAAGCAAAGACAACAGAGGAAACUUCCAAGCCAAAAGAUGAUUAAAGAAAUAUGAGUUAAAGUAUCUGGUAUCUGCAUUUAAAAUCUUCAACUGGUGGAUGGUGACUUUUGAAGAACAAAAGGCUUUGGCAACAGAAAACAAUUGUUCUGGGUGAUUUCUAGAAUGGUUUUUGUUGAGUCUUUGAACAUCCUAAAUAUUGGUUUGUUAUUCUUUUCCAGAAAGAAAAUGAAUUUGGUUCACCUGUGUUAUUGUACUGAGUAUUGAUAAACUUUGAAUUUUUUUAAUUGCCUUCAAUUGGGAGAGAAAGAAAGCUUUAUAUUUGUAAGAAAUAUAUUUGAUAAAGUUUCUUAAAGCAACACCAAAAAAACAAAAGAAAAGCUAAGUGAAUUUUUGCACAUUCUACACACAGUGCCUGUAAAUCUCAUUUGUAUUUUCAGUUUGCGCUUAAUUUUUUUUGUUAGUGUUUUAGAAAACAAUCCUUUAAACAUUCUUCAGUGUACUGAUUUCUUAUUACUCCCUUUCCUCUUGGGCUUUUGAACUGUAUUUGAUGUUGCUUUGGGAUAAUGUUUAUAAGUCAAACAUAAGAUAUUGUACAUUGGGCACAUAUCUCCUCUUGGGCUGCUAAUAAUAAAUUAAUAACAGGUAACCUGGACAAACCAGAAAGCACCAAACCCCUUUUCAGUUUGAACUCUUCUUUGCCAGGUGUGAGGACUUCUGCAUCUUAUAGUCAGCACAGAACACACUGAGACUUGAAUCAAGUCAGCAACAGAGCAAAAUACAGGUUAGAUAAGUCCUUGUGUAGCAAAUUUCGAGCAUAAGAAAUAAAGCUAAUUCUUAGGGUAUUCAUCUGACUUGAACUCUGUUGAUUUACUGUGUAAGUAAACUGUGCUUUCUAUUAUCUAUACAUAAAACCUGAGCAGCAACUGUGUCCUUAGAGCUAUUGCCACAUUAGUCUUUGCACUGUAUAGCAUCUGGCUUUAUGGAACUUAAGUUUACUAAAUACAAAAAGAAACUUCUGCUUUAAAAAAAAUUAUAUAUAUAUAUAUAUAUAUAUAUAUAUAUAUAUAUAUGAAAUUUUACAUCUGCAUUUCCCCCACAGCAGUGUAAGAAGUAGGCUCUGAUGUCCUACCACUUUGAAUGGUCUUCUAAUAUCUUUCUGAAUGAAUAGUUCCUGAACAUUGCACUGAUAUCAUUGAUUAGAAUUUUGAUAUUUAAUUUCAUCUUUAUUUCCUGGUAGAGAAUGCAGGAAAAGAUGUCAGGUACAUAACAUAAAAUAGAUGGGGAAUUUCUUGUUUCCAAAGGGCAUGGCCUUCCUUAGCAUCAGUUUGAAGCUUUUGUUAUGACUUAGCUGACUUGUGGCAGUGGAGCAAGCAAAAACAGUAACACUGCUUAUAAAUGGCACCACAUCUUGUUAACCUCCACCCCAAAUACUCUCUGAAAGUCAUGCACAUACUUAUGGGAUUUCACACUCCACCAGCUUAAAAUGCUAUGUCUCUGUCCAUCAGAAAUAGUCAUUAUUCUAUUUUUAAGGCAGCAACAAGAAAAGAAAAAACACUUUUCCUAAGGGAUUUCUAACCAUGUAUCUAAUCCUCCCAUUUGGGCAGUAUAGGUGUUUGCUUUUUUGUUUUCUUUUUUUAAGAAAAACCUUGAAACCUUUGACACUGACAGAUGUGUUUGCAAGGAUAUGGCUGCAGUAUUACUAAUUUCCAUGUGUAUCUAGAGGUAUUUUUAAAUGAUAUACCAAAAUCCAGAAGUUUAAAGAUGCCUAUAAAAGUAAACAUUUAUUUAAAAUACUCUGAAUAUGCCUUCUUUUUUAAUUAGAAAUAUCUUCAAGACUUGGGUGUUUGUUAAUAACUAAUAACUGGAGUAAGCUACAGGAUCUAAAGCAGCCCUUUUUACAAUCUAGUUAGGAGAAAAUAAUUGCAAAUAUCCACUUAGAGGCAAAGAACAAUUUUUAUCAUCAAAAAGAUUUCUGCACAUCAUUGUGGCAAUAUUGUAUCUGUUUAGAAAAUGGGCUUUUCCAAAAGCAAACAAAGAUAGGUUCCUCAGGUGACCAAAACUGAAAAUUAGUAUUUCCAUGUUUCAUUAAUCAAGGCAUAAAAUACAAUUAAAGCAAAAUAUUUUACAUUAA